UGGUUCCGCACCUUGGGAAGCCGGUGCGCGGGGGUCCGGGCCGGUUCUCUCAGGUGCCACCCGCCCAGAUUUGAGGAAGGGCAUCUCUGCCCUCCUACUGCCGACAGAGGCGGUUUUACUUCUCCAGAUCCACACUUCAAAGAGAGCGUUACCAGAGUUUAAGAAUAAAAUUACUUUAACUUACUGAUAGACUUAAAAAACGUAUCUGCUUCAUCCCUCGGUACCCUGUGGGUUCAGAGCACUAAACAGCCCGGAUUUGGGGUUUAGUUACCUUGCUGAAGAGUUUGAGGUUAUCAUUUCUGGGCAAACACUGUAUACUGUCAUGAAUUAAGUAGCCAAAGAUGAUUUGAAACUCACCGUUGUAAUUUAUGACAAAUAAAUAGCUCCUGUAUUUUGCAGAAUCAAUGUCAUCCAAGUUAGUUUCUCCUCGUGCUUUAUGUUCCUUUGUCUUCUUAAGUUCUUGGCUGCCCCAGACGGUUCCAUGCCGAGGAAGUCACUGGCAGACUUCACUGCUGGCAUUCCGGGCAUCUGUCCCUGUGAGAGCCCAACCAAAGAAGAAGAAGAAAGUGGAUGUAAAGAGAGAACAAGCACAGAAGGAUCGUAUGAAAAAGAAGAUUAAAAAGUUGGAAAAAGCUGCCCCAGAAUUGAUUCCAAUUGAGGAUUUUAUAACACCACUUAAGUACUCGGGUAGCAGCAGGGUGCGAAGUCUUCCCCCUCUGUCAUUUGAAGAGAGUGAGAGAAGAGUUUUACUUUUGAAAAAGUGGUGUUUGUUUAAGCAGAAACAAGACAAGGCAGAAAAGGAAGCAAUUCAAACCCUUGUAGAAGCUCAGCAAGAGGCACUAAAGGAACUGCGCCUUGAAUCCGAGGAGCUGUAUCAGGCAGCCAUCAGACGAGAUGAGGGGCUUUUCCCCUUUGAGAGAGAUGGACCUAAUUAUACCCCACCACUUCCUGGUUAUGAUCCUCCCGAAGGAAAAUGCGUUGAUAUCACCAAAGUGUAUACGCAGUGAUGUCGUUCAUCUGGCACGAGCUACUUUGAAGGAUGAUAGAGUGGAAUAAGAAUACGCAAUUCCUUCUGCAGGUUAAAAUACUGUAGGUGUGUGACUGCAAAAAAAGAUAUUAAUGAAGUAUCUGUUUGUUUGGGUUUUUUAAAUGGCUAUCUAGGUAGUAAGACACCCGAGAAAGCUACACUAUACCUUACUCUUGUGCCAUGCCACAACAAGCUAGAGCAGCAGUAUUUUACAGAGUAUU
Molecule: messenger RNA, 1248 nt
Organism: Egretta garzetta (little egret)
Lineage: Eukaryota; Metazoa; Chordata; Aves; Pelecaniformes; Ardeidae
Gene: MRPL40
Product: mitochondrial ribosomal protein L40
Exons: 3
Coding region: 405-1007 (200 amino acids)
Cellular component (GO): mitochondrial ribosome; mitochondrial large ribosomal subunit
Source: RefSeq, a predicted model, not a curated record